Clarias gariepinus (North African catfish) is the source of this 2417-nucleotide messenger RNA. It is a transcript of the gene arsk, whose product is annotated as arylsulfatase family, member K. The record is from RefSeq and is a predicted model, not a curated record. The coding region runs from base 133 to 1737 and encodes 534 amino acids. The transcript has 9 exons. Lineage: Eukaryota; Metazoa; Chordata; Actinopteri; Siluriformes; Clariidae.
CUCGAGCGCUGCUAGUGUUUUGGUUGCGACACGCGGUUUAAUGUAAAAACAAUGUCAAAUACUGGUGAAAAAAAGCAGUGUUUAUGUUUCUGAAAGUAGUACAAGUGGGCCGCGCCAAUUAACGCAGUGUUAAUGAAGAAAACGAUGGAAACACUUGCUUUCCUUUUGUUACGAGUUUUUGCGGUACAAACCCUGUGCAUGUACCUGAACAGGACAGCAGCACAAAGCAGCACACCAAAUAUAGUGAUGGUCAUGUCUGAUGCCUUUGAUGGAAGACUCACCUUUCACCCAGAGAGCAAGGUUGUCCAGCUUCCAUAUAUUAACUACAUGAGGCAGAUGGGUUCGACCUUCCUCAACUCCUACACAAAUUCUCCCAUUUGUUGUCCUUCAAGGGCAGCUAUGUGGAGUGGAAAAUUCGUCCAUUUAACUCAGGCCUGGAACAAUUACAAAUGCCUUGCUUCCAGUGCCACUACAUGGAUGGAUCAUCUGCGGGAAGCUGGAUAUUACACACACCGGAUGGGGAAGCUGGACUACACAUCAGGGGGGCACUCGGUCAGUAAUCGUGUAGAGGCAUGGACCAGAGAAGUGGCAUUUCUUCUGAGGCAGGAGGGUCGUCCAGUGGCAGACUUAGUAGGAAACAGUUCCACAGUUAGAGUUAUGGCCAAAGACUGGAACGUCACAGACAGAGCUGUGCAGUGGAUCAAACAAAAAGCCACAACCCUGUCACAGCCUUUUGCUUUGUAUCUGGGGCUGAAUUUACCUCAUCCAUACCACACAGACGAGCUCGGUCCAACUGCUGGAGGCUCUACCUUCCGCACCUCACCCUACUGGCUUAAAAAGGUUUCCAUGGAGCAAGUUUCUCUCCCGAAGUGGGUGCCAUUUUCUCAAAUGCACCCUGUCGAUUAUUAUUCCACCGUCACCAAAAACUGCAGUGGCAACUUUUCUGAGCAAGAGAUCCGAGAGAUCCGAGUCAAUUAUUAUGCCAUGUGUGCUGAAGCAGACAGUAUGCUCGGUGAAGUGAUUUCUGCUCUCAGAGACACAGGUUUAUUAAACAGCACAAUCCUGAUUUUUACAUCGGAUCAUGGGGAUCUGGCCAUGGAGCACAGACAGUUCUAUAAGAUGUCCAUGUUUGAAGGCAGCUCACAUAUUCCCUUACUUAUGAUGGGGCCAGUGAUUACGUCUGGAAUUGAGAUCAGCUUACCGGUCUCUCUUGUAGACCUGUAUCCUUCUAUACUUGACUUUGCAGGUAUCCCAAUACCACAUGGUUUGAGUGGUCAUUCUCUGGUCCCUCUGAUCUCAAAGAGUGAUAAGCAAUCAACUGAACCUCAUCCUGGCUGGAUCCUUAGUGAAUACCAUGGCUGCAAUGCAAACGCUUCCACUUACAUGCUGCGGAUGGAUAACUGGAAGUACAUCACUUAUUCAGAUGGCUUCAGUGUCCCACCACAACUAUUUGAUAUGUCUAAGGAUGAAGCUGAGCUAAAGAAUGUGGCGUCUCAUUAUCCUAUUGAAUGUCACCAUCUGGACAAGCUGCUGCGCUCAGUGGUGGAUUACCCCAGUGUCACUGAGGCUGUCCGCCAAUACAACAAGCAGCAGUUUCUGCAGUGGAAGCAGAGUCUUGGGAAGAAUUACACAGAGGCCAUCGCCAACCUGCGCUGGCACUUUGACUGGAAAAGAAAUGCUAAAUAUAAUGAGAAAGCAAUUGAGGACUGGCUUGACCAUAAUAAUUUACCUCAUUGAAGACUGUUGCAAAUUAAUCUUAUAGAAUCAAAUAUACAAAUCUAGACUAAAAACUUGCUACAACAUGCACUUUCAUUUAUAAUUAUUUAUUUCUUUCUUUUUUUUGCAUAUUUGUUUAAAAAUGGAUCCUGCUUAGUUCACUUAUUCUCAGUCUGGUGCUCGAGUGCUGGUAGUAGGAUUUAACAAAGUGAGCAUUUUUUACUAUUAUUAUUAUUAUUAUUAUUAUUAACAAUUGCAAUUUCUUUAAAACUAUUGUGAAUUAAAUGGAUAGCAAUUUUAAUUUCAAUGCAAUGGUCAUACCAUGUUAUUGCUUGUGCAAUGAUAUGAGUAUCACUGGAUGGGUAUCUACGGUAUAUUUUAUUCAGUGGAGCAAUUGACAUUCUAUUUUUAAUUACAAACACUUCACAUUUUAAUACAGUUUUCAAUACGAGUAAGUGUUUUAUAAAGGGAUUUCUAAUAAAUUUGGGGCUGUGUUUUUGUUUUUACAUCACAUCCCCUAAAAAUGUUGUCUGAUUAUGAUAACAUUACAAUUUUUGUAACCUUUUGACUGAGUAUAUAUGUUAUAGCGUAACAUCAUCUCUGUAUCUAGAAAAUGCUCAAAAUGAAAGGUCUUAGAAUACAGGUGCCAGCAAAAAGUCUAAUGAACCACCAGUUUGAACCAGUUAUUUGUGUGUUCAUCA